Molecule: messenger RNA, 1263 nt
Organism: Paramecium sonneborni
Lineage: Eukaryota; Ciliophora; Oligohymenophorea; Peniculida; Parameciidae
Source: the annotation of a GenBank genome assembly
UAUAAAUUUGAAAUUGGAUAUGUAAUAGAUUUCUCCAGAAGUUGAAUAAUACUUAGAAGAUGCAGUGAAACCACUACUAGAGAAAAUUGAGGAAUUAAAAUAAAAAGAUUUAUAGAAAGAAGAUCAGAUCAAAUUUCUUACAGGAGAAAUCAGUUAACUCAAAAGCUUGGUUUCAGGGCUUAAGCCAAAUGAGGAAAAAAGUAUAAAGAUAUAAUUUAUAAUUAGAAUAAGUAAAAUAAUAAUAGAAGCAAGAAAAUAAUGGCAAUCAUAAGGGUAAUAAUUAUUUUAUCUGGAAAAUUAGAUCAUAAAAAGAUUGAUCGACCUUAAACAGCAAUUCAAUAAAAACAAGAGUAAAAUAAAGAGAAGGAACAUAAGCCAUAAACUGGAACCAAGAAUUUAAGUUAAAGUGUAGUAGUAGAUAAGACAACUAAAAAUGAAGCGGAAAACAGUAAAUUGAUUUUUCAAAUUUAGCUCUUCCAAAAUCUCCAGAAUAAUCUGUUGAAAAAUAAUCUAAAACUACAUCCUAACAGUAAUAGCAACCAUAAUAAUUAAAAUAAAAGCCUGCUAAGUAGCCAGAAUAAAAAAAUUAAAAAGAAACAAAAACUUCAAAUUAAGGUAAUUUAUAUAUAUGAUUUAGAUUAACCAUAAAAAUAAGCGAAUAAUCAAAAGGAUGAAAAAAAGGAUGAGAAAAAAGAUGAAAAUAAGGUAGAUAAACCUAAAACAAAUAAAUAAUCUUAACCAUAAUAACCUCCUUAAACAGAUAAACCAAAAGAUUAACCAAAAAAGAAUGAUAAGCCAUUAGAAUCAAAAUAGAAUGGAGUUUAAAAAAAUGCUAAUACUAAGUAAAAUGAUAAAAAAGGAGAUACCAAACAAGAUGAUAAAAAAAUAGUUAAAAAAACCACUAAAGCUGUGGCUUAAUCAGGAAAUUAGCAUUAAACUGAUGAAUAAUUUUAGUAAUAAUAAGAAAAAGCAUAAGUAACUUAAGAAUAGCAUUCUGCAGAAAAAUCAUCUUAAGAAAAUCAUUCUGAAUAAAAUGAAUAAUAAGAGAAUAAUAAGGAAAUAAAUAAUUAAGAAAAAGAAAAUGUUUAACUUUAAAAAUAAGAAAAUGAAGAAUAGAAUUAGUUUUAGAAUAAUGGUAUUUAGGAAUAAAAAGAAGACGAAGAUUUGUUAGCAGAUAAUCUUUAAGAUGAAAAUUAAAAAAGUGAACCAGUCUAGAUUUAAUAGCAGGAUAUGUUUUGAGUUUAUUAAAAAUUUAUAGGGAGA